AUGUCUGCGAAGCCGCCAAGUGCCGCUGCUGCAGCCGCCGCCGCCGCUGCUGCUGCAGCGCUUGGCGCGGGCGCGUCAGUGGAAGGCCUCCCCGCGUCCCCCGCCGGAUCCCCCCCAGCUGCUCCCGCCACGUCUCCCGCUGCAAAAAACAAAACACCUCCACCACCACCACCACCACUAGCAGCAACACCAGCAACAGCAGCAGCAGCACCCGCAGCAGCAGCGGCAGCACCAGCAGCAGCAGCAGGGAAUAAAUCUGGAGGUGGGGGUGCAGCAGUAGCAGGAACCGGCGGUGGUGGUUCCCCUCCAUCGGCUUCCGCCCCUACUGCCACAUCUCCUGCUGCCGCAGCUGCCGAGCCCAUGGCCGUUACUGAUCCUUCCCCUGCUGCAACCACUGCGCCCACUGCUGGCGCUGGCGCUGGCGCUGGUGGUGGUGGUGGUGCUGCUGGUGCUUCUGCUGCGGCUGGUGUUGGUGCUGCGGCCAGUGCUCCUACCGGUGCCAUGGCCGUGCUCUCCCCAUCCACGUCAGCGUGCACGAAGCCUGCCACGUCAUCAUCGCUGUCAUCAGCACAGCAGGCGCCGUCGGAGGGGAGGAAGAUAUCCUGCGAGGACAUUCAGCUGGUGCAGAACCUGAUUGAGCGGUGCUUACAGCUGUACAUGAGUCAGAGGGAGGUGGUGUCCACCCUGCAGUACCAGGCCAAGAUCGAACCCGGCUUCACCAAACUCGUGUGGCAGAAGCUAGACGAGCAAAACCCGGACUUCUUCCGCUCCUACCACAUGCGCCUGCGCCUCAAGGACCAGAUUCACCAGUUCAACCUCACCGCUCUUCUGCAAUUGUGGCAGAAGCUGGAGGAGCAGAACCCGGACUUUUUCCGCUUGUACCACAUGCGGCUGCGCCUGAAGGACCAGAUUCACCAGUUCAACGCCCUGCUUGAACAGCACACUCCACCCUGUUACCUACCCGUUUUCUCCAUCUCUCUCCACCCCUCUCCACCCCUCUCCACCGCAGUGUGGCAGAAGCUAGAAGAACAAAAUCCCGACUUCUUCCGUUCCUACCACAUGCGGCUGCGCCUCAAGGACCAGAUCCACCAGCUCAACGCCCUGCUUGAACAGCACACUCCACCCUGUUACCAUCCCUUGUUCUCCAUCCAUCUCCACCCCUCUCCACCCCUCUCCACCGCAGUGUGGCAGAAGCUAGAAGAGCAGAACCCCGACUUUUUCCGCUCGUACCACAUGCGGCUGCGCCUAAAGGACCAGAUCCACCAGUUCAACGCCCUGCUUGAACAGCACGCCCACGCCGUGCGCACCCAGCGCCUCCACCGCUCCGCAUCGCACUCCACCCCUGGGGCGGCAGCUUCUGCGGCUGCUACAGCUGGGGCGGCAGCGUCUGGUGCUUCUGCUUCUGCUUCUGCUGCUGCUGCUGCUACAGGCGCUGCUGCUGCUACAGGCGCUGCUGCUGGCACUGGUGCCACGGGUGCCGCUGCUGGUGGUGCAACUGCCGUGAGUGUGGGAGGAGAGGAGAGUGAGGGUGGAGAGGAAGUGUGGGGUGGAAAAGAGUGUGGUUGGGAGGGGUCUGAGGUGGAGUUCUACCCCACACCCUUCACCCACCCCGCCCUUGCCCACCCGCUUGAUUGUCACAUCCCCCCUUUCCCCCAUUCUCCCAUCCGCCCUUCCCCCCAACAGUGCACGGCGCAGCUCCCCCUUUCAUGCACCCUCCAUAAAAAACCUCCCCCCCUCUUUCCUCCGUUUCCCACCCCCCCAUCAGUGCACGGCGCAGCGCCUCCUUUCAUGCACCCUCACGCAGCCGCCGCCGCCGCCGCAGCAGCAGCAGGGCACCACCCCCACCACCCGCACCACCCCCCCCACAUGCUCCACCACCCCUACUCCAUGCUUUCCCCGGGCCAGCAUCCCCCCCACAUGCCCCCCCACGUCCCCCCAGGCGCGCCCAUGCCUCCCCCCAUGAUGCCUGCAGGGAGAUUCGAUUCAAAAGGGGAGACUGGGGCAGCAGGGGGCGCGGGGGCUGCAAGGGCAGAUGGGGGGGAGUUGGGUGCAGAUGGUGCAGGCGCAGGGGGGGGAGAGGCUGUGGAGAUGGGGGGUUUCGCGGAAGGAGGGGUGGGGAUGGGGGGAGAGGAUGGAAUGGGGGGCAUGGGGGGAAUGGGGGGAAUGGGGACGGGGGGGAUGUUGAAGCUAGAGCCAGUGGAGGGGAUGGAAGGGGUAGAUGGGGGGAAUUUGGAUUUAGACGUGGGGAUGGAGGAGGGGGGUGGAGAGGAGGCGUUGGGAGUAGGGGCAGGAGGAGGAGGAGGAGGAGGGGGAGAAAGAGGGGGAGGAGGAGAGGGAGGGGGCGGAGGAGAAGGGGGGUCAGGAAGGGCGGGGGCGAGUGAGGAUGAUGAUGACAUGGCAGGGGUGGGCGGAGCUGCUGAGCUGGACAGCGACGGGAGUGACAUGGCAUUUCCGUUUGGUUCGGUUGAUCUGUCGGGGAUAGGCAUGGGCAUGGGUAUGGGCAUGGGUAUGGGCAUGGGCAUGGGCAUGGGGUUGACGGCUUUAGAUCCCCCUCCUUCCCCUCCUUCCCCUCCUUCCCCUCCUUCCCCUCCUUCCCCUCCUUCCCCUCCUUCCCCUCCUUCCCCUCCUUCCCCUCCUUCCCCUCCUUCCCCUCCUUCCCCUCCUUCCCCUCCUUCCCCUCCUUCCCCUCCUUCCCCUCCUUCCCCUCCUUCCCUCCUUCCCUCCUUCCCCUCCUUCCCCUCCUUCCCCUCCUUCCCUCCUUCCCCUCCUUCCCCUCCUUCCCCUCCUUCCCCUCCUUCCCCUCCUUCCCCUCCUUCCCCUCCUUCCCCUCCUUCCCCUCCUUCCCCUCCUUCCCCUCCUUCCCCUCCUUCCCCUCCUUCCCCUCCUUCCCCUCCUGCCCCUCCUUCCCCUCCUGCCCCUCCUUCCCCUCCUGCCCCUCCUUCCCCUCCUGCCCCUCCUUCCCCUCCUGCCCCUCCUUCCCCUCCUGCCCCUCCUUCCCCUCCUGCCCCUCCUUCCCCUCCUGCCCCUCCUUCCCCUCCUGCCCCUCCUUCCCCUCCUGCCCCUCCUUCCCCUCCUGCCCCUCCUUCCCCUCCUGCCCCUCCUUCCCCUCCUGCCCCUCCUUCCCCUCCUGCCCCUCCUUCCCCUCUUGCCCUCCCUCUCCUCUCCUCCCCCAGGCGGCCACAUGUUGGGGCUGCUGCCAGGCUCACCACCACUCAUGAAUGCUGA
This is a messenger RNA of Closterium sp. Naga37s-1, 3225 nucleotides long. The record is from the annotation of a GenBank genome assembly. Lineage: Eukaryota; Viridiplantae; Streptophyta; Zygnematophyceae; Desmidiales; Closteriaceae.